Mya arenaria is the source of this 3062-nucleotide messenger RNA. RefSeq names its product WD repeat-containing protein 88-like. The record is from RefSeq and is a predicted model, not a curated record. Bases 192 to 1310 code for a protein of 372 amino acids. The transcript has 10 exons. Lineage: Eukaryota; Metazoa; Mollusca; Bivalvia; Myida; Myidae. Gene Ontology annotation, molecular function: protein binding.
AGAUUGAGAGGCAUUCUGAACAGGAGCUUGUGUUAAUGACAAUUUUAUGUCAAACCUUUUAUCAAUUUGUAGUCAGUGACUGAAGAGCGUUCAAUAUUGGAGUUGUUUGUGAAAACGCUAAUACCACAAAUGUUGCGAUAAAAAAUAAAAAAGGAAUAUAAAAUUCAAUAAAACAACAAGAAAUUUAUAAAAUGGUGCAAAUUAAAGUGGUCAAAGCUCAUAAUGACAGUGUGAACAGCUGUGAAUACUUCGAUAAUGACCAGAAGAUUCUGACUGGCUCCAGUGACAGGACAGUGAAGCUAUUUAAUGUUGAAGAUGGACUCUGUCUACAGACCUACAAGACCAAACAUAAAGACAUCAUCACAGAGGCUAGAGGCUCAAAGGACAGAACCAAGUUUGUUACUAGUAGUUUUGACAAGACAGUGAAAUACUUUGAUGCAGACACUGGGAAUGUAGUGUGGACAGGGACCCAUGGAGGCAUGGUGAUGUGUUGUAAGUUGUCCAAUGACGGGGCCCUGGUGGCAUCAGGCUCCGAUCUUGAUAACUGCCUACAGAUACGGGAUGCCAGGACGGGCAAAAUGGUGCAUAAUAUACAUGAUAUGCAUACAAGCACAAUAACCAGUGUGUUAUUUUCACCUGGGGAUGACAAAAUCAUGACCACUUCAAUGGAUAGAACUACAAAAUUCUUCGAUCUCAAAACAAAGAAAGUCACAAUCCAUUUAGAGGGCCACAUAAACAUUAUAUCAUGCUGUGAUAUCACCCAAGACGAGCGUAGGUUUGCAACGGGGUCCUGGGACAAGACCAUGUGUAUAUGGGACAUAGCCACAGGCACAUACAGAUCUAAAGGGCCUGCCCGUCUACAGUCAGCACAUGAGGGGUCUAUUAACUGCUGCAAGUUUAGUCCAGAUGGUCUGAUGUUGGUGUCGGGAGCCUUUGAUAGUACACUGGUUGUCUGGGAUGUAGAAAACGAGAUACAGAAGAUCAAAUUACAGGGUCAUUCUGGCUGGGUAGAAGAUGUGUGUUUCAGUCAGGAUCAGAGAUGGCUCAUGUCAUGUGCCAGGGAUCAUACCGUACGCCUUUGGAAUAUUGAGGACUCUGACAAGAUUCCCAUUGUACUGGAAAAGAAGAGAGCCAUUGGAGUUAAAAUAAUGAAGUGUGAAAGUUGUGGUAAGCCCUUCUCCAUGGCACAGCUGGAAGACUACCAGGACUUAACGAAAUGUGUCUUCUGUCGAGUGCACACCUCUGAUCUCUAUCUAGAGAAAUCACGCACCACCCUCACUGAUAACUCUCUGAAUGACAAUGAAACAUGAACUUGCUGUUGAUUAACCCAAAACAGUUCAGGUGACUUAACUGUGAUAAAGUGCUUAUUUGUUGAGGCAAAAAAUAAAAAUUGAUUUUUUUCCGAUUUUACUUCUUAAAAGUACAGGGUAGGUAAAUUGGAAUUUUGAAGAUCUUUUAUAUAUUAAUUUACCAUGUACACGUGUCUUUCUUGUGUUAAAGAACUCAUUUAUCCAGAAAAAAACCAGUUAUAAUGGCAAUGGAAAAAAGGGAGUCAUGCCAAAAUAAAUAGUAGGUAGGUGGGAAACCAGAAACAAACAAUUUAUUUGUUAUGCCUUAUUUGUUUAUUGUUUGAUCGUUGCUAUAUAUUAAAGGUAUGCAUGGUGAAAGUGUUUUUGUUACAGUUUGUUUUAAAGCCCUCUGAAACUGAAGCUUAUUUCAUAACUGUUAAAUUUCUGUGCAUGAUUUAAAUAUAAACUACCCAGGUAUGGUGACUAUGGGCAGAAAUUCAGUAUUACAAACUGUGUUUUUAUUCUGUAUCACACAGAAGCCUUGUUCGCAUGCUUAAAUCUACUUUUACAAUACUACGCGAAAUAAUGGUUUGUUUGUCGUUCCCAAGAAAACUAUUUUUUAAUAGGUACAUUAAAGGGGCUAGACACAGGAUGGUCCCAAUACAGGCAAAUACAGUAUUUCCACCAAAUUAGCCUAGAGUUGUCAAUAGGAGCUAGUUUUAGGCCAAAAAUAUGUCAUUAUACUUGUCUUAAAUAAUUUUUGUUACUGUCUCAGCUGAGUUAACCUAUUUACAAAUAGAGCAUAAUGGUUUCUCAGUUUAUAGUGUGUGUAUUUAGCAUGUGAUAGUCGCAUGAGUUGUACAGAUACAUAUACCUACUUUUAAAGUAACUGGAAUGUACAUGGUAGACACACCAAGUAAAUUUUCAAAUUGGAAAGAUGCACAAAAACUGUGAAAGAUACAUGUGCCAUUAGUGAUGUGAUACAUCAGUAAGAUUCCAUGCUUUGUACAUUCCAUAACAAUUUUAUGACAGUUUUUGGCAAUUUCUUUUGCAAUUGUAUCAUCUGGUGUCUAGUCCCUUUAAAGGUAUGAAAUAAAAUAAAUACUAUGUUUAUAGUCUGUUGACCUGUGGGGUUUAAUCAUUUCUCAUUGGCUGCACAAACGUACACCCACCUUUGGUCUUCUGUAAUAUGGCGUUGAUGCAAGCAACUCGAAGUGAUACAACCAAGCAGAUCAAUCAACUUACAAAAGAUUCCCUAUAUCUCUCAACUAUUGACCACAUCAAUGUUGGUUAUGUAUGUUUUUCAGUUGAUAAUGUCUGAAAUAAAAGAAAAGAAAGAUGUUUUUAGUUGACUGAUAGGAUAGUUUAAAUUUAUAUAUUAUUAUAUCAAGAAAACAGUCUGAUUAAUUUUCAUUAAAAUCAAACCUAGAACUGUCCUAAAAUAUUUGUUCCUGGGGAUUUUUAAUAGUAUUUUUUAGUGAAAUUUUAUUAAGACCAUCACUGCAAUGUUUAAAAUAUGUGGUGCUAAUGUGAUUGGAAUUUCUUUCGUACCCACGAAGGAUUUCAUUUAUUAUUUUUGGUAAGUUUUGAGAAUGUAACUGGGGCCAGUAUUUUACAAUUCUUAUCCUUAUCUUUAGACAUAACUAGUGAUUCCAUUCAGUCGAUUGACGAAUAAAUAGUCGCUUGACCAUGUAAAUAAUAAAGUCCAAUAAAAACACUCCUCCGAUUCUGCUCUUGAAUUUAAGUUCACUCUUAGUUGAAUUUUGAAUACGG